Rhipicephalus sanguineus (brown dog tick) is the source of this 1050-nucleotide messenger RNA. Its product is annotated as high affinity cAMP-specific and IBMX-insensitive 3',5'-cyclic phosphodiesterase 8B. The coding region runs from base 1 to 1050 and encodes 349 amino acids. Lineage: Eukaryota; Metazoa; Arthropoda; Arachnida; Ixodida; Ixodidae. The record is from RefSeq and is a predicted model, not a curated record. The transcript is spliced from 10 exons.
AUGUGCAGGGUGAUGUUCGUGUUCACCAAAAAAGAUGCGCAGUACUCCGCGCUCAGGUGGGCGGUCGACAAGAUGCACUACGAGUGUCGCGUGAGCGCGACCGCGGAGGAGGCCGUCGAGAACUUCCUCAACGGCCGCCCACACCUGGUUUUCAUCGAUGCGCGGAGCAAGCACACCAUCGACCCCAUAACGCUGUGCAGGACAUUGGGCGGCUACAAGUGGAGUCAGUACGCCUGCAUUGUCGCAGUGGUGAAGAAAGGGUUGGCGGAUAGGGAAGAGGCAGCUAUCAUCCCGCUGCUCAGGGCUGGCUACAAGAGGUGGAUGCUGGAGACGAGCUCGCCCAUCGCGUGCCUCAACGAGAUCGUCCAGAUUGAGCACAACGACCUCGCGCAGUCGUGGAAGCUAAUGGCAUCUGAGGCGCUGUUUUCUGCGUUACACUAUGUGCGGGACGGUGUCAUCAUCACUGGGCCUACGCACGAAAUACAGUUCAUGAACCGCGCGGCCGAGAAACUGGUGGGCUACUCGGUGGAGGAGAUGUUGGGCGAGGACGCCCGAGAACUGCAGCGCAACGAUUCGUUGAAGGGAGACGUGGCCGCCAACAUUAGGGCUCAGCUGGAAAAAGACUGUGCUUGGGAAGGCAGUCUCUUCCAUCGCCGAAAGACGGGCGAGUGCGUGCCGGUCUGGAGCAAGAUCGCGCCCGUGGACAACAGCGCAUCGCCAGGGAAGAAGUUAGACCACGUGGUGUACAUCAAGGAAAGUCCUUUCCUCAUGGAUAAGCCUUUCCCACCAGAGGCCGUGGUACUGAGCCGGAGACAGUCGUUCGCUAAGUACCAUGCAAUGUUAAUUGAAGCCCCCGUCACAAAGGUCGUAAAACUGCUGAUGGCUACGAAAGAGAACUCUGCACCUCCGGUCUCGCAAGCCCUGGAAGGUGUGCUCGACAUCCUUCGCGCCACCGACCUCUACAAUCCGCAGCUGGCCGCUGGGCAGGAAAAGACCGAGGAUCAGAUGACCUCCGACCUUGUCGCGGGACUCACUGGUGGACCGACCUAG